AUGUUCGAACUACUCAAAGGAAAGACUGUUGCCAUUACAGGUGCCUCAACCGGAAUUGGGCGCGCCAUUGCCAGAGGCAUGUACCAGCAAGGAGCCAACGUGGUGAUCAACUACUUCCCCGAGAACAAGGAGCAAAUCAAAGAGAUCCUGGAAAAGGACUAUGACAAUGAUACUGAACGUGUGGAGUUUGUGCUCGGCGAUGUUAGCGAUCCGGCCACGUCUACAGAUUUGGUGGCUAAGACUGUGGCCAAGCACGGCCGUCUGGACGUGUUUGUCUCCAACGCGGGAAUUUGCAAAUUUUACGACUUUUUGGAGAUCCCAGCUGAUGAGUACCGCAGACACAUUGACAUCAACUUGAACGGGUGCUACUUUGCUACGCAAGCAGCUGCCAGGCAAAUGGCCAAGCAGGAGCCCAGUGGAGGCUCCAUCAUCGGUAUCUCGUCCAUCAGUGCGCUCGUUGGUGGUGGAUACCAGACCCAUUACACUCCAACUAAGGCUGGAAUUUUGUCCAUGAUGCAGAGUGAGGCCGUCGCCCUUGGAAAGUACGGAAUCCGUGCUAAUGCCCUUCUUCCAGGAACAAUCCGUACCCAGCUGAACGAUGAGGACUUGGCUGAUGAGGUGAAGAGAGACGCUAUGAACAAGCGUAUUCCAUUGGGCAGAUUCGGUUUGCCAACUGACUUGGCUGGACCUGCCAUUUUCCUUGCUUGUGAGGAAUUGAGUGGAUAUGUUACUGGUGCUCAGAUUCUGGUAGACGGAGGGUUGUUUGUGAAUCUGCAAUAA
Messenger RNA from Kuraishia capsulata CBS 1993, 780 nucleotides. RefSeq lists its product as uncharacterized. Gene Ontology annotation, molecular function: oxidoreductase activity, acting on the CH-OH group of donors, NAD or NADP as acceptor. Lineage: Eukaryota; Fungi; Ascomycota; Pichiomycetes; Pichiales; Pichiaceae. The transcript has a single exon. The coding region runs from base 1 to 780 and encodes 259 amino acids. The record is from RefSeq and is a predicted model, not a curated record.